GCAAAAGGGUUUCUCUGAAAUCCCUAGCAGCUGGCUGCUUAUAUCUCACUGGUCAGAACUGUGGUACAAGGCAACCCCUAACUGAAGGGGUUAGUCUGAAAAGACUAGUGUUUUGGCUGGGCACAUUGUCACCGCAAGCAAAAACCUGUAUUUCCUUUAGAAAUCCUUUCUAAAGGAAGGAGGAAGAAUGAAUAUUGACAUAGCAAUUAGCAAAUUCUACACACUAUGUAUAGCAGUAUCUAUAUUCUACUGUUGUAAGGUUCCUGAACAGUGUUGUCUUAGAAAAAGUGAUGACUUUUUAGAAGAUGGAUGUGACAUUGGUAUUCAAGAAAUUUUUAAAGAUGGAGAAAAAAGGUCUGAAAGAUUGGAUGGAAACUGUUGAAAGUAACCUAGGAGUAAAGUGGGCACUUGAACUACAGUCCUAGAUCUAGGAAUGGAAACAAAGAAGCUAAGAGUCAUUUCUAAGGAAUAGUGAACAAGAUUUUCUAAUAAUCACCCCAAAAUGCAUGGUCCAUGUGCAAGGUGUUGGCAGGAUGACUUCUUGGUUUCCUCCCUCCCUCCUUCACCUCCUCCCUUUCUUCCUUAUUUUUUUACAUAAAGUUAGCAUUUAGGGUGUAUGGGAGAAAACUUAUUAAAUGGAGAAAUUAACAAAGAAAAAUGCUAGAAGGAGAUAUAUUGAGGCAAUUACAAAUCCUGGAGUAUUAUUACAUUUUAAAGUAAUAAGCACCCAAAGUAUGCAAAAGAAAUGAGCUAUAAUCAAAGUUAUGGAUUCUAAUAUGAAUGUACUCCUUCCUGGGAAUGUAAAUAAGUAUUGCUCUCCAGGACGACUCUCUAAAUGACAACACAUAACAUUAUUAGAACAGAUUAGAAUAUAAAACACAUUUGUGAUUAAAAAGCAAGAUGAACCAGAUCUGAAAACAAAUUGUUUCUUUUGAUGACUAAUCCUAAACAGUAACAAAGCAUUCUGCCUAUUUGUUAGAAGGGAGGUAGAAGGGAAAGAGUACAAGGAAAGAAUUCCACGACUUUUCUGUAGUUUUAUCUACUUGUUUGUGCUACCAAACAGAACAAGAUCAUUUUACGACUAGAAAACUAUUACAAUUUGAAAUUUUAUCACUUCAAUAUGUUAAUAAGUCCCAGUAAUUUCACAAAGCAGUGAAGACUCAGAAAAGUUUAGGAAUUAGUCUGGACUACAAGGGGAUGACAGUGUUGUGGGGAAGCAGGUCACUGGAGGCACAAACCAGGGGAGUUGAGAGGAAGAAGGCACUAAUUCUGAGGGCUGGAGCAUGCCUGUGCUUUGACAUUUUAUGAUUCUGCAGUGGCAUAAAUAGGAUUUGACUUUUACCCUGGAAGCUUUUACACAACUUAAUUACACAGUAAUUACCGGGGGAGGACCUGACAUUGCCCCAAAUCGAAGGGUCUCACCCUUAGCAUCCCAAAGUUGCUUCUCAGUACUGGGGAAGGAGCCAAGGAAAAACUCAGGGAUGGGUGGAAUGGAGAAACUGGAUUAGUCGUAUUUGCACUGUGUGACUCUGUAAUUACUGUGAAUCUUCACAUCAGACUCAUCUUUAUCUGAACUUCCAAGGUUGAAUGUAAUUUAUUUUUGUCUUAUAUACACCUGCUUUUCUUGGUGCAGCUAAUUAAAGGUCAGCCCACUUUUCAAGUCACCAAAGUCUUCAUCUGCUCUGCAGGAUACAUGAUAGGGAAGGCUGGGGCACUGGUUGGGGAGAGGGAAGGUUUUCCUCACAUCCACAGAUACUCUUUCAUCUGUUUCAUGUUACUCUAAUUGAAGUUUUAAUGAUAAAAAAGGAAAUAGAGGAAUAUCUUCAAAGAAAAUAUUUUUUAAAGUUUUUAUUUAAAUUCUAGCUAAUUGACAUACACUGUAACAUUAGUUUCAGAAGUAGAAUUUAGUGAUUCAUCACUUACAUCAGAACACCCAAUGCUCAUCACAAGCGCCCUCCUUAAUACCCAUCACCCAUUUGGCCCAUCCCCCACCCUCUUCUCCUCCAGCAACCCUCAAGUCUGUUCUUUCUAGUUAAGAGUCUCUUAUGGUUUGCCUCCCUCUUUUUUCCCCUUUGUCUAUAUUCAUCUGCUUCAUUUCUUUAACUCCUAAUAUAAGUGAAUUCAUAUGGUAUUUGUCUUCAUCCAACUGACUAAUUUCACUUAGGAAAAUACACUUUAGCCCCAACCACAUCAUUGCAAAUGGCAAGAUUUCAUUCUUUUUUAUGGCUAAUAUUCCAUUGUGUGUGUGUGUGUGUGUGUGUGUGUGUGUACACACCAUAUCUUCUUUAGCCAUUCAUCAAUCAUCAGACAUUUGGGCUUUUUCCAUAAUUUGGCUAUAGUUGAUAAUGCUGCUAUAAACAUCGGGGUGCAUGUGCCGAUGUUUUUUUUCAUUGGUGUUUUUGUAUCCUUUGGGUAAAUAUCGAGUAGUGCAAUUGCUGGGUCGUAGGGUAGUUCUACUUUUAACUUUUUGAGGAACCUCUAUACUGUUUUCCAGAGUGGCUGCACCAGUUUGCAUUGCCACCAACACUAUAAGAGGGUUUCCCUUGAAAGAAAAUAUUUUUUAAGAUUGGAGCAGCUGGGUGGCUCCAUCAGUUCAGCAUCCAACUGCGGCUCAGGGCAUGAUCUCGCAGUUUGUGAGUUCAAGUCCCAUAUCGGGCUCACUGCUGUCAGUGCGGAGCCCACUUUGGAUCCUCUGUCCCCUACUCUCUCUCUGCCCCACCCCCACUCAUGGGCUCUCUCUCUCUCUCAAAAAUAAACAUUUAAAAAAUAAAUAAAUAAGAAUAAAUUUUAUUUAUUUAUUUUGAGAGAGAGAGAGAGAGAGAGAGAGAGAGAGAGAGAGAGAUGAAGAUGGAGACGGAGACAGAGUGAGCAGGGCAGGGGCAAGAGACAGCAGGAGAAAGAAUCUCUGUACUGUCAGUGCAGAGCCCGAUGCAGGUCUCAAUCCCACAAACCUUGAGAUCAUGACCUGAGCCAGAAUCAAGAGUUGGACACUUAACCAACUGAGCCGCCCAGGCAUUCCUUGAAAGGAAAUGUCAUUCGGCUUCUUGUUCUCUCAUCAGCUAAUCAACCUGCCAGUUCAAGGAUCCUCCAUUGUAGCUCCUAGAAUAUUUUUCUCCACAUAUAUCUGUCAGUUUCUUCUCCCAGAUAGUGAGUACUUUUAAGUUAGCAUUUGGUUUAUUAGACAUCAUCGUCUGGCUUCCACACAGUGCAGGCACAUAGGAAGCACCUGAAGCAGUUUGCUGAGUGACACCUUUAAGGAGGCUUCUCCAAGUCUGAGUCUUUGCAGUUGCUUUAUUUGCCUGGGUGAAAAAGAUGCAUGCCCAAAUAUAAACCAGGGUUAACUAUUCCAGGGGCACCAGGGAUCUUGGGUAGAAAACUUGAAGAGUCCAAAGAAAUGUUUCAAAAUAAUUCUUCAGCACUCAAAAAGAAGGGGAUCCCAAGUCUAAUUUUGUCUGAAUGUCUGCUGUUUCAAAGUCAAUAUGUAUUUUUAUUUUAUUAAUGCAAGUAUUUGAAUAGCUAAGUCAGUCACAGUGUGCAAAAAUAUAGUUGAAGGGUAUAUAAUUAAAAGUUUCCUCUCCACCCAGAGAACCUUACACCCACAGGGCACCGUCCUACAGAUUAUGACGGCAAUGCUCCAUCCUGAAUUGGUAACUCGACCGCUGGAUUCCCAAGCCUUCCUCUACCAGCUAUACAGUCUUCCUCCUCAGAGGCAACAAGUAUUACCAGAUUCUUGUAUUUCCUUCAAGAGACAGGCUAUAGGUACAAGUACAUGAGGUGAUAAAUGUAUACACUGCAUUUUCCAAGAAUGCUUUUAGUGAGCAGAAUCAACAGAAAAAUCAACAUGAAGCAGGGCAAUGAGAAGACCUUGAACUAAAAAGUGUGAAGGGAAAACUGGUAUCCAGGAUGAAAAGCAAUCACUCAUCAGAAGAUGGAAAUAGAGCAGGAUUUUUUCCACAUAAAAAUAAAAAGAAAAGAUGAAAUCAAAGACCCCUCUGCCCAUUAGGAUAGGCAUUUCCACGAGACUAAUGGGCAUUUGCCCAGAGAAUCAUGGGGGAACUUGCAAUUGUGGAAAAACUGAGAGAAAUUCUUAUGCCCCUCCUUUCUAGGAUAUUGUUUGUUAGAAUGUGGGCAUGUUCUACUCUAUGGUGACACAUACCCUCUGUAGCAUUUGAUCAAUGGGCAUUUCCAGAGCCCUCUCAAAUUCAUUCAUAUUAUUUCAGUGUCAACUUCCAGGUCAAAGGAAUACGGUGCACAUAGGCUAAGGAUGCCAUAACAGGAUGAAGCAAGGUGGCGGCCAUGCUUUCUGAAAAGCAAAACUCUAGUCAUUGCUACACCUUAGCUAAACCACCUUCCUCACCACAGUUGUUCUUGGCAGCUUAUUGAUGUGAAGUUGACCUGGGCUGGAUUUCGGCCAGGGCAAGUCAACCAGUUAUUCCUUCUUUCAGGUAACAUCAAAAUUCUGCUUGGAAUCAGGGAAGAAGAGCAAGCUAGAGCAUGGGACUUGUCUGAUAAAUUCCCACACAAUCGCUGGAUCCCAACAAUAGAUAAGGAAAAUUGCCAAGGAUGCAGAAGGAAAUGAAGAUGAUCAAAGAUGAGGAUGUGCAUUUCAAUCUGGGUGUGAAGAGAGCCCCCUCCUUUCCCCACUGCCUGCAGCCAGUGGUUUCCCGAGGGAAGGCUCCCCAAAGACACCCCUUCCCAGAAGCUCUCCGGGGGCCUUUUUCCCAGUUUCGAUAUGAACCUCCUCCAGGACACCUAGAUGGAUUCCCGGGGGUCUUUGAAGGAGGAGGGUCUCGAAAACGGAAGAGCAUGCCCACCAAGAUGCCCUACAGCCACCCUGCGGAAGAGGCCCCUCUCGCCCUCCACUCCGAGGAGAGCAAAAACCACGGCCCUCCGAACCUCUCCCUGCUCUUCCCGCAGCCCCCGCGCCCCAAGUAUGGCUCGCAAAUGAUCGACCUGUGCAACGUGGGCUUCCAGUUCUACCGCACCCUGGAACACUUGGGGGGCAAGCCGGUCAAGCAGGAGCCCGUGAAGCCCAGCGCCGUGUGGCCCCAGCCGACGCCCCCUCCGUUCCUGCCCGCGCCCUACCCCUACUACCCCAAGGUCCCCCCGGGCCUCAUGUUCCCCUUCUUCAUGCCCUCGGCCUCCCCCUUCCCCUUCAGCCGGCACACCUUCCUGCCCAAGCAGCCCCCGGAAGCGCUGCUGCCGCGCAAGGCCGAGCCUCAGGAGAGCGAGGAGGCCAAGCAGAAGGUGGAGCGGGUGGACGUGAACGUGCGCAUCGACGACAGUUACUACGUGGACGUGGGCGGGGCGCAGAAGCGCUGGCAGUGCCCCACCUGCGAGAAGUCCUACACCUCCAAGUACAACCUGGUGACCCACAUCCUGGGCCACAGCGGGAUCAAGCCGCACGCGUGCACCCGCUGCGGGAAGCUCUUCAAGCAGCUCAGCCACCUGCACACCCACAUGCUCACCCACCAGGGCACGCGGCCCCACAAGUGCCAGGUGUGCCACAAGGCCUUCACGCAGACCAGCCACCUGAAGCGCCACAUGAUGCAGCACAGCGAGGUGAAGCCGCACAACUGCCGCGUGUGCGGCCGGGGCUUUGCCUACCCCAGCGAGCUCAAGGCCCACGAGGCCAAGCACGCCAGCGGGCGCGAGAACAUCUGUGUGGAGUGCGGCCUCGACUUCCCCACCUUGGCCCAGCUCAAGAGGCACCUCACCACUCACCGUGGCCCCAUCCAGUACAGCUGCUCCGAGUGCGACAAGACCUUCCAGUACCCGAGCCAGCUGCAGAACCACAUGAUGAAGCACAAGGACAUCCGGCCCUACAUCUGCUCCGAGUGCGGCAUGGAGUUCGUGCAGCCCCACCACCUCAAGCAGCACUCCCUCACCCACAAGGGUGUGAAGGAACACAAAUGUGGGAUUUGCGGGCGGGAGUUCACUCUGUUGGCCAACAUGAAGAGACACGUGUUGAUUCAUACCAACAUCCGCGCCUACCAGUGUCACCUGUGCUACAAGAGUUUUGUGCAGAAACAGACCCUCAAGGCACACAUGAUCGUUCAUUCUGACGUGAAGCCUUUCAAAUGCAAGCUGUGUGGGAAGGAAUUCAACCGGAUGCACAACCUAAUGGGCCACAUGCACCUGCACUCCGACAGCAAACCCUUCAAGUGUCUCUACUGCCCAAGCAAAUUCACCCUAAAGGGGAACCUGACACGCCACAUGAAAGUCAAGCAUGGAGUCAUGGAGCGGGGCCUCCAUUCUCAAGGUUUUGGAAGGGGGCGAAUCGCCCUGGCGCAGACAGCAGGAGUGCUGAGGGGUCUGGAGCAGGAAGAGCCCUUUGACCUUUCCCAGAAGCGUGGAGUGAAGGGGCCGGCAUUCCAGUCAGAUGGGGAGAGUGCCCGGGGCAGCUCCUGCCAUGAGGAAGAGGAGGAGGACAAUAGCUAUGAAGUGGGUGGAGACAGCCCCGGCCUGGAGCCCCAACCCAGGCAGCCCUGCACCCCCCAGGAUCUCACCACCCAGCCCGAGCAGGCUCCCAGGGUGCUUGAGGACACCUGUGAGGAGGAAAAGGAGGACAAGCCAAACAGAGAGCACCAGGAGAGGAACAAGGACAGCCUGGGGGCAGAGGGCAGCCUGGAGAGAGAAUCUGCCCACAAGGAAGAGUGUCUCCGUCUCAGGGCUCUGCAGAGUGCUCGGAGGGGCCCCUCCUUUUCUGAUUACCUGUACUUCAAGCACAGAGAUGAGAGUUUAAAGGAAUUACUGGAGAGGAAAAUAGAAAAACAAGCAGUGCUUUUAGGUAUCUAAGUGGACAGCUCUAAAAUUACAUUUGGAAAAUGAGAAUAGGCAGUUCAAAUAUAGCUUUCUGCACGAGCUGUCAUUUGCUGGAGACAGGCAAAUGGCGCAGAUCUUUACAAAUGGCCUGGACUAAACGAGCAGGGAUUGUCCUCACUAAUACAAAUGCUUCUCAGGUCAUUCCUUGGGCCCUUGAUUUUUAACAUGCAUGCGGGGGCUUCUUCAGUGCUAUUUCAUGCUCCUCCAGUAUAAUAAGCUGUACAUAUUCUAGAUACCUAAUUCUAAGCAGAUGCUGAGGUGCUUUUAGAAAUUGUUUUCCUUUGACUAAUAUAUAAUACAUGGUAGAUUUCUUUUUAGUUGCAAAAAUAUGGUGCUUGACAUGUUACCUUAUUAAUGAUGAUUUAGUUGAAUGUGUGGAAGUUAUAAUAUUUUUCCAGAUAGAUGAAAAUAUUAGUAGUUGUAUAUAUAAAAAUCACCUUUAUUGAAUCAUCCACAAUGCCAAAAAUGACAAAGGAGGGUGAGGUAUUGAAGAGAAUAUUCUCAAGUAGUUUCUGCAUGUUUAAGAAAACAGGAAUAAUUUUAACUAAUGAAAACCCAGCAGAACUUAGAUCCUUGCCUGGGUCUGCCUUGUUCUGCAGCAGCUUCCGUCAUCAGGUAUGGCUUGUGGCGCGCAUUUUCAGAUGGUCCCCAAAGUGGUCAGUGUGUCCCAGCUCACCCCUUGUGUCCUGAGCAGAGCCCCCUCCUGGAGACCUUGCUCUGAGGCCUCAUGCCCCACAAGGCAGCUGCAGGAAGCCUUAGGCGCAGUGGGUUUCUCUUCUCAGUGCCAGACCAGGGAUGUGGGGAGGAAUUCUUGAAAUCUGAUCACUGCUUAUUUAGAGUAUUAUGCUAACCAUCAGGUAGUUACUGGUAAGCAGAUUCUGGGCUGUGUUCUCAAAGCUGCCUGCAUAUCAGAAUCAUCUAGGGGAACCUUAAAAAAUAAUACCAAGGCUGAGCCUCAGCUGCUGAGAGUCUGAUUUCAUUGGUCUAGUGGAGCCCCAAUAUGGGUAUUUGUUUAAAAGUUUCCCCCAGAGGAUUCUUCUGUGCAGCCAGGGUUGAGAAAGAUGGACGAGGUUAAAAUGGUGGCUCCCAAGACUCCUCCCAGGGACUCCAUAAAUAUUUGUUUCUGCCUUCAGAUUCAUUAAAAUAUGGAGUAGGAGACCUUGAAAUCAUCCUGCUGAUUUAGGGCUUCUCACCUGUUCUGUAAGAGCCUCUUGACAUGAACACGCACAUGCACACACACAACACACACACACGUACUCUUGUAUAAUCACACAAUUUUGUACUAGAAGAUGAUGCCUGUGAUGUUUAUGGUCACUUAAUAAGUCUAAAAAUACACAGCCCACCAACAGUGACUAAUUAUUUCUUCCUAGAUGCUUGAAUCGUGAUUCUAGUCAGGGGUGAAGACUACCGUGGGUGGCUUGAGCCCAGCAGUAGGCUUUCCUUAGGCAUGGGUGCCGAAUAAAGCAGUGCCUACAGGAUGUCGCAUACCUGUGACUAGCCGUAAGCAGUAACCCUCUGGUACUGUGUCUGUGUUUAUGUAAAAACUGCCUCUUGGUUGGUAGUCUCAACUCUUAUUCGUAGAGGUAGGUACUGUUUAUUACUUUGCUUUCUCUUCUCCUAAAGUUCCCAGUACAUUUCUUUAGACCACCUGGCCCAUCUCUGACUGCUGGAUGUGGCUUUUUCUUUUGGCCAAGGUGCUUCCCCCUCAGCCGCAUCUACUUCGAAUCAUCCACCCGUGGGCUUUGUCAAUCUUGACACGUUUCUCCUGCUACCUUGCUUAAAGCUCUUUCUUUCAGCCUCACCACCAUGACAAAGUGCCAAAGCUGCCUGGGUUUCCUACUGCCACCCAUGCCCUGAGGUCAAGCACCUGCAAAGGGGAUGGUGAGUGGAAUAGUGUGGGUUUCUGUGGUGCAAGCACAGCUCUGUGCCAGGAAACUGUUCCAAGUCUUCAGAGGGGCAACUUGCCUUCCGUUCAUUUUGAAUAUCGCUCAUUAGUGCCUCUGAUGACAUCACUCACAAGGCUGGCAGCAUGGUCUGUGAGACCUCCGGCUCUUGGGGUCCUGUUACGUGUUCAUUCUUUCAGUAGCUCUGUGUCAAAGACAUACUGUAUGGGCUGCAGACUUCCGGUUCAUUCUGGGUAUGGAACAGGAACAGGCUGGAACAGGAACCAGGAAAUCCAGAAUAGCAAACUCUAGUCUUUUCCAACCAAAUGAAUCAUGUGGGUAUGUUUGAGGAACAAGUUCAUGUUGAGAUGGAGAGAGCAUGGUCUAGAAUGGAGGUUUCCAAAUUGUGGAUCGAGGAGUCAGAGGUCCCUCUUGGGUCCCUCCAGAGCUGCCAGGGAAGAAGGAGAGACUCUCAGCCCUCAUUCCCACUUCACUCAAAGUGGUUCAAAUUUCAUUUGUUUUUCAUGUUAGCCUUCCAAGUAAAAUUUCAUUUUGAGGGAGAAAAAAAUAUCUAAGGAAAGUAAUUUAAAAAGUGUUAUGAAGUAUAUUAUAAAGCCUGUUUUUAGUUCUUAACUCUGGGUAUGAGAGACUUAAUUAGAUCUAGCCUGAGGGUAAAUAUACACUGACUCUGUGAGAAAUGUGGCCAAAAUCUUGGUAUUGUAUGUUGUUGAGUGACCAACAUCCUGGUUUACCUGGAACAACCCUGGUUUAUAGCUUUGUCCCAGAGUAAUUACUAAGAGUGUCACUUUAACUCUCAAAAGUAUCCCAGUUUGGGUGCCUGGGUGGCUCAGUUGGUUGAAUGUCUGAGUCGUGGUUUUGGUUCAGGUCAUGAUUUUGAGGUUCAUGAGACUGAGCCCUGAGUCAGGCUCCGCAUUGACUGUGCAGAGCCUGCUUAGGAUUCUCUCUCACUCUCUCUCUCUCUCUC
Messenger RNA from Acinonyx jubatus (cheetah), 9693 nucleotides. RefSeq names its product zinc finger protein 366 (gene ZNF366). NCBI's taxonomy places the organism in Eukaryota, Metazoa, Chordata, Mammalia, Carnivora, Felidae. The record is from RefSeq and is a predicted model, not a curated record. The transcript is spliced from 5 exons. The coding region runs from base 4564 to 6798 and encodes 744 amino acids. Gene Ontology annotation, cellular component: nucleus.